AUGGGGAAUGGGGGAAAGAAGAGGAUUAAAGCAAAUAGAGGGAAUGAAGCAAAGAGAGGGAAUGAAGCAAAGAGAGGGAAUGAAGCAAAGAGAGGGGAUGAAGCAAAGAGAGGGGAUGAAGCAAAGAGAGGGGAUGAAGCAAAGAGAGGGGAUGAAGCAAAGAGAGGGAAUGAAGCAAAGAGAGGGAAUGAAGCAAAGAGAGGGAAUGAAGCAAAGAGAGGGAAUGAAGCAAAGAGAGGGAAUGAAGCAAAGAGAGGGAAUGAAGCAAAGAGAGGGAAUGAAGCAAAGAGAGGGAAUGAAGCAAAGAGAGGGAAUGAAGCAAAGAGAGGGAAUGAAGCAAAGAGAGGGAAUGAAGCAAAGAGAGGGAAUGAAGCAAAGAGAGGGAAUGAAGCAAAGAGAGGGAAUGAAGCAAAGAGAGGGAAUGAAGCAAAGAGAGGGAAUGAAGCAAAGAGAGGGAAUGAAGCAAAGAGAGGGAAUGAAGCAAAGAGAGGGAAUGAAGCAAAGAGAGGGAAUGAAGCAAAGAGAGGGAAUGAAGCAAAGAGAGGGAAUGAAGCAAAGAGAGGGAAUGAAGCAAAGAGAGGGAAUGAAGCAAAGAGAGGGAAUGAAGCAAAGAGAGAGAAUGAAGCAAAGAGAGGGAAUGAAGCAAAGAGAGGGAAUGAAGCAAAGAGAGGGAAUGAAGCAAAGAGAGGGAAUGAAGCAAAGAGAGGGAAUGAAGCAAAGAGAGGGAAUGAAGCAAAGAGAGGGAAUGAAGCAAAGAGAGGGAAUGAAGCAAAGAGAGGGAAUGAAGCAAAGAAAUGGAGUAAAGAGAUGGAAUAA
This is a messenger RNA of Schistocerca nitens (vagrant locust), 816 nucleotides long. RefSeq names its product ribosome-binding protein 1-like. Bases 1 to 816 code for a protein of 271 amino acids. The transcript has a single exon. The record is from RefSeq and is a predicted model, not a curated record. NCBI's taxonomy places the organism in Eukaryota, Metazoa, Arthropoda, Insecta, Orthoptera, Acrididae.